ACAGCACCUCCUACGAACGGGACUGCUGUUGCUUUGAAGAAACCAUCGAUAACUCGCGAUGAUCCCGAGGAACCAGCUUUCAAAAAAUUCCAUCCGAACAAAUUGGAGACGUGCAAAAUUAUUGUGGUUGGUCCCGACAUGGAAAAGUUUUCAAUGUAUGACAUCUUCCACGAUAUUUCACUACAACAUUAUAUGCCAUUAGAAUGUGUAACAAAGACUUUUGUGAAGCACUUCCAUACCAAGCUUAGUGAAGACGAAAUCAUUUCACUACCGAACUCGCAGUUUUCAGGAGUGUUUCCGAUACUUAUUGAACAAAUAGCUUAUCAACUUCGCGAUGAUGGUUUCCUGAUCAAAGAGUUGAGAUUGAUACUUGAGAGGCAAUUGUACAAGGAUUUUGGAAAGUGA
Messenger RNA from Haemonchus placei, 405 nucleotides. NCBI's taxonomy places the organism in Eukaryota, Metazoa, Nematoda, Chromadorea, Rhabditida, Trichostrongylidae. The record is from the annotation of a GenBank genome assembly.